AUGAUUAAAAGAGAUCCUGAAUUGUUGAUUAACGUGGCAGAUGAUGAUUUUGAUUGUCUCGAGGAAACUGCAAGCGACAAAGAUGCUCUUGGAAUAAAAGACGAAGAUGACAUGCACGAAGAACUUGGCGAGUCUGAUGAGACGAUUACAAAUAAUGAAAUACUACCACAUACAACGGCUAAAAGAAGGCCUUUGGAAGUGACAUCUAUAGAAGAGAUUCCGUAUGAUAAGAAACCGAAAAUUAAGAGUGAACUGCUAUCAACAAGAUGA
Molecule: messenger RNA, 270 nt
Organism: Danaus chrysippus (African queen)
Lineage: Eukaryota; Metazoa; Arthropoda; Insecta; Lepidoptera; Nymphalidae
Source: the annotation of a GenBank genome assembly